AUGGCCACAUAUGGAAUCUCAUACCAGAAUGGCGGGACUAGUGAGAUUAUGAGAAUCAAUAGCUGUCCGCUACUAUUUUCUUUCAGAGACAGUGACUCGCCUUCUGAUGAUAAUAGCGAAACCGACAGCCGAACUCCCGAAUAUAGUGACAUCUCGUCUGAUACGACUUGCAUCUCAAAUGCUCAUGUUGAAGUUGCAAACCCCAAUGGCACCUACGAUGAGGAAUAUUCAAUUACUUCCACGUCUGUGUAUGAUGACCCUUGUUUGAUCUUCACAAACAAUUGUCCUCCCUGCCUGCCUGGGUCAGAGCAAUAUAAUGCUGGUCAGAUCGAAAAUCUCCUAUUAGGGCCUAGACUGGGAAUUAAUGCCUUAGCUGAGUUCUCUCCUCAGAUUUCAGAGACCUGUUGUGUCUCAGCCAAUGUAGCCAAUGGCUAUAAUCUGUGCAUUACCGAAGAUGACGCAGAGAGAGACGUACGCGUUGGACGAGGGGGCUAUGCAACUCGUUGGAAGAAAGGUUCGGUGCUGAGGUACACCGUUUGCACAGAGACUUUCCCCAGCCCUCAAUGGGCAGCGCGGACGGCGCGUGAAGCGGCAAAGGCAGCUUUGAUGUGGCAAAAUAUCGGCGCUCGCUUUGAGAAAGUGAGCCGCGAUGAAAAAGCCACAUUUGCAAUAAAGUACUGCUUUGAGCCAGACGAUUGCAGGCCCGAUGUCUAUGCUAGGGCUUUCUUCCCGAAGACCUCGCCGGACGAACUGUUUGUGUACCAGUUUGCACUGGAGCCCUACAAUGUCGACUUCUUGGCCAACAUUCUCGCUCAUGAGUUUGGUCAUAUUCUGGGCCUUCGCCACGAAUUUGCUGUGGAAACUUCCUUUCUCUUGGGAGACAAAAAUAAUCGAUCCAUAAUGAAUUAUUUCAGACACCCAAGCGAGCUUCAGGUUGGAGAACAGGAUCGAGAAGAUUUGGCGCGGUAUUAUGAAUGUGACGGAAGACAUUUCAAGGGGUUGUCCAUAAGAGAUAUCAAGCCACAGUUAUACCGAUUUCCUAGGAGCAACAGACGCAAUGUCAGCUCUGGUCGACUGACAUCCAAACGACUUUAUUUGAACUAUCAGACCAGGCGCGCUCGUCGCCGCCGCAGCCUGUCAAAACGUCGAAAUAACUAA
Trichoderma gamsii is the source of this 1158-nucleotide messenger RNA. RefSeq lists its product as hypothetical. The record is from RefSeq and is a predicted model, not a curated record. The coding region runs from base 1 to 1158 and encodes 385 amino acids. Gene Ontology annotation, cellular component: extracellular matrix. Gene Ontology annotation, biological process: proteolysis. The transcript has a single exon. Lineage: Eukaryota; Fungi; Ascomycota; Sordariomycetes; Hypocreales; Hypocreaceae. Gene Ontology annotation, molecular function: zinc ion binding; metalloendopeptidase activity.